AUGGCCGACUACGCUGAGAAGCGAAGCGAAGUCGCGGUGGCCCACGAUGAGCCCCGCGGCGGCAUCAUCAAUGAGAAAGAGGUGUGUGCGUGUGCGUGUUUCUGUGCUGUCGGCAAACCUUUGAUUGAAAGAGAGAAAAAGGAUCGGAAGAGGCUAACAAGUGAUCUGGUAAAACAGGGGCUGCACGAGAUUCACGUCGAUGCCGCCAUUGCCGCCGCGGAUGAUGAGCGUGCCGAGCACGACCUCAACGUCACCGAGGACGACUUGCUCGAGGCCAAGGAGCUCGCUGCCACCUUUACCCUCGAGGGCACGCGUACUCUCAUGAACCAAGUGUACAAGCUCCACCGCCGUGAUCCCAACUUUCCCCAAACCAUUCUGGACCGAAUUGAGGAAUUCCUCGAAAGCCAGGAUGUCUUUGACAACCCGGAAAAGCACGAGCAGCUGAUUGCCGAGAUGAAGAUCGAAGCCGCCCUCAUCACCAACAACUCGCCGUACGCCGAGGUCCGCGCCGUUGUCAGCAACCACGACGACCCGAGCAUGCCGUGCUCGACGAUCCGCGCCUGGGUCAUUGGCAUCUUCUUUUCCGUCGCCGUCGCCUUCAUCAACGGCUUCUUCGAGAUCCGCCAGCCGGCCAUCUCCGUCACGGCCAACGUCCCGCAGCUGCUCGCCUACCCCGUCGGCAAGCUCUUUGAAAAGGCGCUGCCCGACGUCGGCGUCACCCUGUUCGGCGUCCGCCACAGCCUCAACCCUGGGCCCUUCAACCGCAAGGAGCACAUGCUCAUUACCAUCAUGGCGUCCAUCUCCCGGUCCUCCCCGUACACAAACUACAUCAUCUGGAUCCAGUACCUGCCGCACUUCUUCAACCAGAGCUGGGCCCUUAGCUUCGGCUACCAGAUCCUCAUUGCCCUAUCGACCAACUUUAUCGGCUACAGCCUGGCGGGCAUCUGCCGCCGCUUCCUCGUUUACCCCUCGUACUGCGUGUGGCCGCAGUCUCUGGUCACCAUUGCCCUCAACUCGGCCUUUCACUCGGACUCGAAUCCGGCCGUCGCCGGCCCGUUUCGGACCUUUUGGCGUAUGAGCCGUCUCAAGUUCUUCGGCAUCGCCUUUGCCGCCAUGUUUCUGUAUUUCUGGUUCCCCAACUUCAUCUUCCAGGGGCUGGCGUACUUUUCCUGGAUGGUCUGGAUCGCGCCCGACAAUGCCAAGCUGGCCGCCAUCACCGGCGGCUUCGCCGGUCUCGGCCUCAACCCGCUGCCCACCUUUGACUGGAAUAUCGUCACGUACCUGUGGGAUCCGCUGAUGCUGCCCUUCUUCAGCAUCGCCAACAACUUUGCCGGCAUGGCCCUAACCAUGCCCGUCAUCGCCGCCAUGUACUACAGCAACGUCUGGGGCGGCGCUUACCUGCCCAUCAACUCCAACAAGCCUUACGACCGCUUCGGCAAGCGCUACAACGUCACGAGCAUCCUCGACGAGCGCGGCAUCAUGGACAUUGAAAAGUAUAAGGCUUACUCCCCACCGUACCUGUCGUCUGCCAACACGGUCGUCUACAUGAUCUUCUUCGCCGUCUACAGCGCCGUCGUCACCUACGCCGCGCUCUUCCACCGCACCGAGAUCAUGAUGGGCUUCCGCGACUUGAUCAACAGCUUCCGCCCGUCCAAGAAGAAGGAGGUGGAGGAGGGCCGCGUGCUCGAUGUCCACAACCGCCUGAUGAAGGCGUAUAAGGAAGUCCCCGAGUGGUGGUACUUUUGCACCCUCGUCUUUGCCGUGGCCGUCGGCUGCGCUGCCAUUGCGGUGUACCCCACGUACACGUCCGUCGCCGUUGUCUUUUACGGCGUCAUUAUGUGUCUUAUCUUUGUCGUCCCCGUUGGUAUUGUCUACGCUAUGACGGGCGUUGAAGUCACCCUCAACGUCCUCGCGGAGUUCAUCGGCGGCUCCUUUGUCGAGGGCAACGCUCUGGCCAUGUGCUUCUUUAAGUCGUACGGCUACGUCACCUGCGCCCACGCCCUGGCCUUUAGCAACGACUUGAAGCUGGCUCACUACGUCAAGAUUGCCCCGCGCUUUACCUUCUUCGCGCAAAUGGUUCCUAGUCUUGUCACCACCUUUGUCUACAUUGGCAUCGUCCAGUUCCAGGUCCACCUUAAGGACGUAUGCACCCCCGAAGCCCCCUUCCGCUUCUUCUGCCCCGGCAUCAACACCUUCUUCACCGCCGCCGUUCUCUGGGGUACCGUUGGUCCGAAGCGUCUCUGGGGUGUUGGCGGCACCUACUCCGUCACGCUCCUCGGCUUCCCUCUCGGGGUCGUCGUUGUGCUGCUCUUUUGGCUGGCCGGCAAGAAGUGGCCCAAGAGCGCCUUUGUCCGCAACAUUCACCCCGUCGUCAUGAUGAACGGCGGCCUGUCCUGGGCGCCGUACAACAUCUCCCAGAUGUGGCCCGCCGUCCCCGUCGCUGCCUUUUCCUGGCUCUUUGUCCGCAAGCGUUUUCUCGGCUUCUGGUCCAAGUACAACUUUGUGCUGUCGGCUGCCUUUUCUGCCGGCAUGGCCAUCUCAGGUCUGAUCCAGUUCUUUGCUCUGGCAUACCACGGCACCGAGUUCAGCUGGUGGGGGAACAAUAUUGUCGCCUCUGGCUGUGACGAUGGCGUUUCGUGCCCUCACAUGACGCUGGCCAAGGGCGAGUACUUUGGACCUGGACCAGGGCAGUUCUAA
Molecule: messenger RNA, 2697 nt
Organism: Cordyceps militaris CM01
Lineage: Eukaryota; Fungi; Ascomycota; Sordariomycetes; Hypocreales; Cordycipitaceae
Product: Oligopeptide transporter OPT superfamily
Exons: 4
Coding region: 1-2697 (898 amino acids)
Biological process (GO): transmembrane transport
Molecular function (GO): oligopeptide transmembrane transporter activity
Source: RefSeq, a predicted model, not a curated record